UACUGCCAUUAAAUCGUCUGCCCCCUUUUUAGCCAGCACUUUUAAGGAGGGAAGUCCCCACAAAGAAAAUAUCCACACUCUGCUUUUCAGCUGCACAUUUGCCCAGGAGGAGAACAGAACAGGAAGGUGAAGUGACCUGACGUCAAGAUGGCAGCAAAGGGAGUUGGCAUGGCAAACAAAGGUCCAUCCUACGGCAUGAGCCGGCAGGUUCAGGAUAAGAUCGAGAGCAAGUACGACCAGGAGCUGGAACAGAUUCUGGUGGAGUGGAUCAGCCGCCAGUGUGGAUCUGGCGUCGGGAGGCCAGAAUUGGGCAAAACUGGUUUCCAGACCUGGCUGAAAGACGGCUGUGUCCUGAGCGAAUUGAUCAACAGUCUUUUUCGUGGCGACAAACCUGUGAAGAAGAUCCAGAGCUCAACCAUGGCCUUCAAACAGAUGGAGCAGAUCUCUCAGUUCCUCAAUGCAGCUGAGAAGUAUGGCGUCACCAAGACUGACAUGUUCCAGACUGUGGACCUCUGGGAAGGUAAGGACCUGGCAGCGGUGCAGAGGACCCUGUCAGCUCUUGGCAGCUUGGCCGUUACUAAGGAUGAGGGCACAUACCAGGGUGACCCAAACUGGUUCUUCAAGAAAGCUCAGGAGAACAAGCGCGAAUUUUCAGAUGACCAGAUGAAGGCAGGCAAAAAUGUGAUCGGUCUCCAGAUGGGGUCGAACAAGGGAGCCAGUCAGGAAGGCAUGAGCUACGGAAGGCCAAGACAAAUCCUCUAAAAUCCCAAGGCCGCAGAAAUGACACCAUCCUGAUGCCCAACGCACCAUCAGAGAGCCAGUGUUUACUGGCCUUUGGUUAAAAAAAAAAAAAGAAAAAGAAAAAGGUGCUACAAAAUAAACCUUUCCAAUUCAGUAACCCCCUGCUGCUUUAUAGUAUAUCUACCGAGUCUUGACUCGUGACACAAACCCCACUGCUGAGCCUCACCUUGCGCUGUUCUGUAACUCCCAUUCAUUUUAGUAAGGGUUGUAAGGCCUCAACAACAAAAGCACUCAAUGUAAAAAAUUCAUACUGCUUAGGAAAGGGGUAAAAAGCAAAAAAUAUUGUCAAGUCCUGCAACAUUAUUGCACAUUCAAUUGUAUAGAAUUAUCUUAGAUUUGGUGGCAAGAAGUAAAGUUACCAACGACACUGUGUAUGACAACAAUCGUCAUGAGGAAAAUAUCUAUACUGCUUUAAAAAAAAAAAGGAUCCAUACCUCCCCACUAUCUAUGCCUGCUGUAUCAGCACUAGUAUGUUUUGUAAAUUUUCAUAUUAAAUAAUGACUUGGAAAUA
Messenger RNA from Syngnathoides biaculeatus (alligator pipefish), 1312 nucleotides. RefSeq names its product transgelin (gene tagln). Lineage: Eukaryota; Metazoa; Chordata; Actinopteri; Syngnathiformes; Syngnathidae. Gene Ontology annotation, molecular function: protein binding. The record is from RefSeq and is a predicted model, not a curated record. Bases 148 to 762 code for a protein of 204 amino acids. The transcript has 6 exons.